CUGGCAGUGCUAGCCCAGGCAAAAUUCGAAAUUUUGACGCCAACAAUCUGUUGGGAAUUAAAUUGAAAGCUAUAUAAUAAAAAUUUAAUUUUUUUUAGUUCUCUAAUUUUAACAUUGCUAAUCUCAUGAAUGAAAAAUUUUGACUAUACAAUUUUAAAUGCUGAUAUAAUUAUUUUUAUAUUUUAAAAGCUUGGAAGCAAACAAUUAAAUCUUUUGGGGGAAUUUAGGUUCAAAGUCAUCACAUCGUGUUGUUUUCCUUUGGGCGAUAGUUUUCAACUCAGAGAGAAGAAUUACUUUCCAUUUUCGAAUAAAAAUCAACGAAGUCAGUCCCGAUUACGAUAAUCCCUAAUUUUCCGGGGGUAAUUUUGGGAUUCGUGACUCUCUUUUGGAAGUGCGGAAGCAGGCGUCCCGGAAUUACAUGAGGGUAUUCUCGUAAUUUCAUGCCUCCAUUUGCGACUCGCAAUGAGCAGCUACAAAAGGGUCAUCACUCAUCACCAUUCCUAUUCGCGAAAGGUUACAGCUGCAAGCCCAUGAACGAUCAAUCUGCUGCCUUUUCUGCGUUUCAAGGCUUUCAAGUCAGACAGAUGGAUAGAUAUCUAUCCCUUUCUCUUUCCAGUGCUCUUUCUCUCUCUAACUGGCCCCGCUGGACUAUAAUUUCCCUUAUGGAGAAAAACAAAAUAGUUUUAAAACAACGCGACGAUACAUUGAAGGCAAAGCUCCAUGCGUAUGUCGUCUUCUAUUCUCCUCCAACCACACCUCCCCUUCACAAAACACAAUCCUUUACUUCCCUCAUUUGUUAUUUCUUCUGUCUUUUUCGGGCUCUGUUUUCACAUGCAUAUACAGAAUCCUUCUUCCUCUAAUUCCCUCCAAAUACUCAUAAUUGACUUUACCCUUCCGGAAAAAAACGAGGUUUUAUAUUAUUCCUGUGAUUACUAUUGGAAAUCUUCCCCUUCGACCCUGCUCUUUUGCUCCUUCCGUUCAAAAUUCAAAAUUCAAGGUUAAGAUGAAAGGGGGUUUUGUCAAUUCUCAUCAAUUUUAUGGCUCCCUUAAUGAUUCGAAGGUUAAGCGCAAAUACCUUUGCUUGUUGGAAGACUUUCUGGAGUUGCAGAAGGAAUUUAUUUCAAAGAAAAAGAAAUUGCAAGCUCACGAGCAGAAGAGAGAAAUACUUGUAGAAGAAGUUAGGUUCUUGAGGCAACGAUGUAAUUAUCUAACCAAGAUACAGUUAAGCAAAGUUGGAUCAGAACUCUCUGUUGAUCAAAAUGUUGAUGCCCUUGAUGUGCUCAUUAGGAAGGAUCUAAAUUACAUUGUCCAUGAGCAGGAAGGAACAGGGAGGGAGGAGCUGGCGUGGAUGAAAUCAUGCAUAAAAAAGAAGCUGCACAAUUGCUUAACCAAUGACAAUAAAGGUGGAAAGAAGAAAAUAUCGUGGGAAGAAAAGGUCUCUUUGAAAGUCUGAAUUCCUUUAUUUUCAGCGAAUGGAGGAGCAACGCUUUGUUUGGUCGAUGACGAACAUGCCAUUUGUUUCAUGUUGCUUAGUUUCUGACUUCCCUUAUACCUGCAAGUCUCCGAAAUCGGAGUUGGAAAAUUUUUUCCCAGUAAAUGUUGAUUUUUGGAAACAAGAUAGCUGGUUUAGGAUUCCGAAGCAAUAUUUAGUUGAAGAAAUGCAAUGUGUAACUGUAGAGUGAUUUAUUUAACCUUCAAGUACACUUGCUAGAAAUCUGUUCCUGAUUUGGUUUAUCAGUGCUUUUUGUUCAGAGAUAGAGAUAUAGUUAGUUUGUUGAGCACUAUUUUUAUUAGAAUAAUAAAUAAUUCCAUGGGCCUUUCGCAAAUCUGUUA
Messenger RNA from Prosopis cineraria, 1833 nucleotides. Its product is annotated as kinesin-like protein KIN-7N. The transcript has 4 exons. The record is from RefSeq and is a predicted model, not a curated record. Lineage: Eukaryota; Viridiplantae; Streptophyta; Magnoliopsida; Fabales; Fabaceae. The coding region runs from base 1004 to 1453 and encodes 149 amino acids.